Messenger RNA from Caenorhabditis remanei, 669 nucleotides. RefSeq lists its product as uncharacterized. The transcript has 5 exons. The record is from RefSeq and is a predicted model, not a curated record. Bases 1 to 669 code for a protein of 222 amino acids. Lineage: Eukaryota; Metazoa; Nematoda; Chromadorea; Rhabditida; Rhabditidae.
AUGCGGACGACGAGCAGAGCGUUGAUGUAUGGAUUGUACGAUGAAUUUCAGAUCUCGCUAAAAUGUCCGCAUGCACCGCCCAACUCAUCAUUCUCAAUUUGCCAUGCACAAGCAGCGUUUUUAUCAGGAGUAUGCGAAGCAAUGUUAUGUCCGCUGGAACGGGUUCAAGUGCUUCUUCAGACGACCAAAUUUCAUGACAAAUUCAAGAAUACACUGCAUGCGUUCAGUCGGCUACGAGAAUACGGAUAUCGGGAAUAUUACAGAGGAUUUUCAGUAAUUCUCGUAAGAAACAGUUUAUCGAACACACUUUUCUUUACUCUCAGAGAUCCGUUGAAGCAGAGAAUAGUUGAUCUUCCACAAACCAGUCGAUUACCCGUUUCUCUUCAACAUUGGAUCGGAGAUUUCAUAGCUGGAUCACUUCUCGGUGCCACUAUAUCCACUGCAUUCUUCCCGUUAGGAGUCAUCAAAAAUCAUAUGCAAGCCAAGGUCGGCGUAAAGUACGACAGCAGUAUUCAAGUGUUCCGAGACGUGUGGCAACUUCGUAAUCGUUCCUUGCGCGGUCUCUAUCUCGGUGUUCACCUGAAUUUCACACGAUCCCUCGUCGCUUGGGGAAUCAUCAAUUCGAUGUAUGGAAUUCUUCGAAGAGCGCUCGCCCCGUUUGAAAAAUGA